This is a messenger RNA of Coturnix japonica (Japanese quail), 2093 nucleotides long. It is a transcript of the gene DDX28, whose product is annotated as DEAD-box helicase 28. Lineage: Eukaryota; Metazoa; Chordata; Aves; Galliformes; Phasianidae. Gene Ontology annotation, molecular function: RNA helicase activity; nucleic acid binding; ATP binding. The record is from RefSeq and is a predicted model, not a curated record.
GCCGCGCCGCCGCUCUCACGUGUUGUCGGCCAUGGUGCUGCGGAGCGUCGCUGUAUCCGCAGCCCGGGCGGUGGGCGCUGAGCCCCCCGACAACGUGGUGCGCAUCCCCUGGGCGCUGCGGAUGCGGCUGCAGCGGGGAGAGCGGGGCCGCCAGCGUGGGCAGAGACGGACCGUGGAGGUGCGGCCCGGUAAACUGCUGCUGCGGAGCCGGCGGCCGGAGCUGAACCAGCCCCGCUGGCAGACGGUGGGGCGCUGGGAGCGGCCGCGGCUGGUGUCCGCGGGCUGGAAGCACAGGAAGGCUCGCGGGGAUUACUUCCAACUCGAGGCCGUCCAGGAGGCGGCCCCCGCCCUGCUGGUAUCGCAGCCGCAGUCGGGGCAGGGGCCGCUUUUCGCGGACAUGGGGCUGCGGCCGGCCCUGCUGACCGCCCUGCACGACCUCUCUAUGAGCCGCCCCACGGCGGUGCAGCGCAUCGCCAUCCCCGCCCUGCGCCGCGGCCGUAGCGCCGUGUGCGCCGCCGAGACGGGCAGCGGCAAGACGCUGGCCUAUCUGCUGCCGCUGAUCGACCGGCUGCUGAGCCGCCCCGUCGCUCCGGAACCGGAGCUGCCCUUGGUGGGGUCGUGGCCGCGGCAGGCGUCGCCCCUUGGGUUGGUGGUGCUGCCGUCUCGGGAGCUGGUGGCGCAGGUGGGAGCGGUGGCCGAGGCGCUGUGCCGCCCCGCGGGGCUGAUGGUGCGAGGGGUGACGGGCGGCGGCGCCGCGGGAGGAUUGAGACGGCAGCUGCGGGCGCCGCCGCCGGGAGCCGCCGUGUUGCUGGGAACCCCGGGGGCGCUGAGGACCGCGCUGCGCCGCCGCUUCUUGGUCCUCGGGCGGCUGCUCUGGGUGGUGCUGGACGAGGCGGACACGCUGAUAGAGGACGAGUCCUUCGCAGCGCCGCUGGAGGAGGUCCUGGCUCACGCCCCGCUCGCCGCGGGUGCCCCCGGACCGGGUGGUCCCGGGGAGGAGAGGACCCAGGUGGUGGUGGUGGGGGCCACCUUCCCUGCCGGGCUGAGCCAGAUGCUCGCGAGGUUUGUCGAUGUGGAUUGCUUUGUGAACCUCAGCACGCAGAGCUUGCACCGCCUGCCUUCACACGUCCAGCAGAAAUUCGUCUGUCUUAAAGGUCAGGACAAGCUGCAUGAACUGCUGCAGCUCCUCAAGGAGCGCUCGGCAUCCAGUGGGGCUGUUCUCAUCUUCUGCAACAGCGCCAGCACCGUCAACUGGCUGGGUUAUAUGCUGGAUGACCACAAAAUCAAGCACCUGAGGUUACAGGGACAGAUGUUGGCAGCUGCCAGAGCUGGCAUCUUUGCCUCCUUUCAGAAGGGAGAUGUGUCUGUCCUCGUGUGCACUGACCUUGCCUCGAGGGGAUUGGACACUAGCAGCGUGCAGCUCGUGGUCAACUACGACUUCCCAAACACCCUGCAGGAUUACCUACACCGCGUGGGGCGUGUGGGCCGGGUCGGAAGCAAGAUGCCCGGAGCUGUGGUUAGCUUUGUAACCCAUCGGUGGGAUGUGGACCUCGUGCGGAAAAUAGAAACUGCUGCCCGGAAAAGGGCAGGUCUCCCAGGCAUGGACACUUCUAUUAAUGAAUCUCCACCUAAAGCAGGUUGAUUUGAGUUGCCAAGUGGUAAUAAAUGGCCUGGUGGGGGCUAAAUUGAUUCUGUUAAGAUACAACAAGUAAGUGUGUGAGGUGGGCUGAAAUGAAAUGAAUUGAGUUUCAGAACAAGGUGAUCUGGUUAACUUUGUGCACUGCUCUGGCAGCUGCAGUAGUCAUUUCCAGAGGCAUCACAAUUCAUGAGUGUCCCUGUACUGUUGCAUUUCAGUGUUCCUCAUCACUAGCAGCUAAACGUUGUUAACAAUGUCUACUGGCAGGAAUAAAGAAAUUAUCUUCCCAACUUUGUUGCAACUUUGACCCAAUUUUAGUUACAUGGUGGAAAUGCAAAAUGACAAAUCAUAUUGGAUUCUUUUUUUCUUUAUAGCAGCUCAUUCAGAGAAUUGUCCAGAUGCCUCUAAAGAUGGAUGAGAGAGAAACUGUACAAUAAAACUGAGGGUUUUUUCAGGC